Molecule: messenger RNA, 1722 nt
Organism: Lucilia cuprina (Australian sheep blowfly)
Lineage: Eukaryota; Metazoa; Arthropoda; Insecta; Diptera; Calliphoridae
Exons: 3
Coding region: 1-1722 (573 amino acids)
Source: RefSeq, a predicted model, not a curated record
AUGAACGUGACAGCUUUUGAAGACGCGUACUUGAAUCGUAUUAACACUAUCACUCAAUCGGAGGAAAUUAAUUUACACGUAGCAAAUGCCUUGAGAUUUGUCAUACAGAAUGUUUUUGCUAAAAUCAGCAAAACAUUUGUACUUACCGUAACGACCUCUGGUGGCCCAGUGGAAUUUUGGCUACACGACACAAUGAAUAAACUAUUCGCCACUUGGGGUUUAAUGGCGGUGCAAUUAGUAGUUUUGGAUUACACAAUCGUCCAAUUGGAUGUGGCGGGAAGACGUUAUUGUAAUAUGAUUAUGACGGACUCAUUUGAUAGUUUAAGAAAAGCUAAUAUUUCGGAGUACAAUCGAUAUUCGGAUAAUUUGGAAUAUUAUUACAUAUUCCUACAAACACGAGAUUUACUUUUUGAAAAAGAAAUGGAAAAGAUUUUCAAGUAUUGUUUCGACAACUAUUGGAUACAUUGCAAUGUAAUGGUGCAGGAUUCUAAAGGUGAGGUCUUGGUUUACACCUAUUUUCCUUUUAAGGAAAAUAACUGCUUUCACACUACACCGGAAUUGAUAAAUCGAUUUAUUGGCAAUGAAUUUGAAAGGGAUGAAAUGUUCCCAGAUAAACUAAAGAAUUUGCAUGGUUGUUCUUUAAAACUAAGCACCUGGGAAAUACCGCCAUUUGUUAAAAAUACCACCAAUAGAAGAUUUCCUGAUAUCCAUGUAUCGGGUUUUGAAAUAUCUAUACUCAUAACAAUUAGUGAGAAAAUGAACUUUACUAUCAAUGUUGAGUGGAUCGAUAUUGAAACGUAUAAAAUGCAGGAAUCGCCUGAAAGUAAACCAUUGUCAAUGUUGCAAAAUUAUGAGACCAAUUUUACCAUGGGCUAUUUUCGUCAUACAGCUGAUAGAGAUAAAGUUGCCACGCCUUCUUUUGUCACCUAUUAUAUACCACUGGCGGGUAUAGUUCUACGUAAGCAAGCUAAUCAUGAAUCUUUGGGUAUACUGACAUUCCCAUUUGAUAAAACUACUUGGAUUUUAAUUCUUAUUGUUUACACUAUAAUUGGAAUAUUUAAUAUUCUCCAAGAUAAACAUAAAACUUCUGGUAUCUUCGAAAUAUUAGAAGUUAUUCUCGGUAUGCCUCUAGGCCAUGUAUCGCCCUGGACUUCGACUAGGAUACGUUUCAUGACAACAAUAAUAUCUUCGUUCAUUUUGCGUUCAAUCUAUCAGUCAUUACUUUUCUUUAUGUUUCGUACUAAUUUCUAUCAAUCAGCUCCUAUGACUUUGGAAGGUCUUGUCGAAGAUGGUUAUAAAGCUGUUUCCACCGAAUUGACUGUACGUUUUCUACUCUAUGUUCCACAAAUUGAAGAUAAAACUUUACCCUUAAUAGUGAUAAAUAACACGAGUGAAAUGUAUCCCUUACAUUAUCUAGAGUUGUAUAGUAAUGAAAGUUUAGUAGCCAUGUCAAUAAUCGAAUUUGCCAUACGUUAUGUUCACGAGGAAUUGGCUCCCGGUGGUGCCCUUACAGUUUUAGACAUGAAUGUCAAAGAUCAACAAAUUUGUUUUUAUUUACCCAAACACUCAUAUUUAAGUGAUAUAUUCGAUCUUUAUAUUGUUCGUUUACAUCAGGCGGGUUUGUUGGAAAAAUGGCGCGAUUGGGCUAAUUUUGAAUAUCCAGUGUCUCAAGGAGAUUCCUCUACAGCCUAUGAAAAUACCUUAAUGACACCUAAUUACUAG